This is a messenger RNA of Knipowitschia caucasica, 555 nucleotides long. NCBI's taxonomy places the organism in Eukaryota, Metazoa, Chordata, Actinopteri, Gobiiformes, Gobiidae. The record is from the annotation of a GenBank genome assembly.
AUGGGAGCAGAGAACGGGGAGGACGAGACGCAAGCUUGCAGUCAGGAGUCUAUUGAUUUAGAUGAUUCUCCUCCACUGGAAGAUUCAGAGGAGCUGUACUUUGGCCGUGAACCACACGAACUGGAAAACAGCAGUGACGACGAUGGUGGAAAGUAUAAUGAAGAUGACGAAGAAGAUGAAUCAGAGACAGGAUACUGGGUCAAAUGUUGUUGUAGUUGUCAAAUUGAUCCCAACACGUGGGAGCCUUUCUACUCCACAGAACUACUCCGUCCGGCCAUGAUCUUCUGCUCGCGAGGAGAGGACGGGCACUGGGUCCACGCACAGUGCAUGGAGCUGUCAGAGAGCCUGCUUUUGAACUUUUCCCAAGGCAGUAAGAAGUACUUUUGUGAGGACCAUGGAGGGCUGCCCUACCAAGAAGUGACCCCUCCAAAACCUCAGCACAAACAUUCCAUAAAAAGAACGCCCAUGAAAGUGAAGAGACUCAAGAGACUGCCACUUAUGAUUAAUAUGAAGCCAGCCAAAAAGAGCUUCUGUAGAAGGCUCUUCCAUGAUUAG